AUUUUUGAUCGCUGCUGCUUCCUGGUUUUGCACAGUAUUAAGAAAAACUGUGGCCGCCUUAGACACAGAGAGCAGAUUGUGGGAAAAGGCAUUGGCUCCAGCUCCGUUCACAUCCUGUGGAACAGGUAGUUCUUGUCGUGAAAAAUGGCAGGCGACCGCUGCAGAAACUCCUGAUGGCUUGGCUUACCUGAAGAACCUGUUACUCCCCUACUGCAGGGGGACUCUCUCUCUCUUGAGAUUACGAGAUACCAUCCAGUUGAUUUGAGCCUGGAAUCUCUUGAGACACCUGUGGACGGAGUGAUCUGAAGCAGGAAAUAGUUAAGUCAGUUUUGAGGUGGCCCUGUGCCACAAUUCCCUUGUGGUUGUGCUGUUGUUUUUUUUUUGUGUGUGUAUGCGAAGAGCCUCAGAGAAUUGGUGUGCGAGAGUGAACGUGAAUGUGUGCUGUCUGAAACUCGGCCUCCGCGGCUGCUGCUCUCACUGUACGCAGAUGCACAGGAUGUUGCUCUUAUGACCGUCUAAACUGCUUGUUGAGCCCUCCCCUCCAAAGAAAAGUGCGCUCAGAGCAGCUGGUACUAACUGGCCAACGACCUCUUCAAUCCCUGCUCUGAAUUCCGGCAGACGACUGGUAGGAAGUGGUCAGCAGUUGAGGAUCUCCCUCCCCUCCGACAAGAGAUGAGGCAGUGUUCCAUCCGCAUCUACCCCUGGCCUCUUGACCUUCUUACCUCCUGAAUUUGGAACGGCUGCUUGAGAAUUGGGAUUCAGCACAGAUGUGAAGAAAGAAAGCAGACAGUUAAAUAAAACUCUGACUCUUCAACACCCUCUCUUUGGUUUCUAUCAAUGGGAGCCACUGUGCGUUCGAUUGACGAUGGAGUCUGUGGUGCGUAACCCAUGUUGCGAGUAGAAAAGACAGAUCUUAAUCUUUCCUUCACCACGGUCCGUUUUAGCGCUCCAAGUGGAUGCAGUGCAGACUGCUCAGUGUCUUGGCACUUUUCCCUCCAUUUCAUGAGGUUUUCUUUAUUUAUUUAAUUUAUUUUUUAUUCAACACCUUUCUCCCAAAAUGAUGGAAGAGGUUUCAAUAACCGUCGCCUAUGAUGCACACGUUUUCGGUCAAGUAGAUGAGGAGGACACUUUGGCCAAUAUGGUGGCAACCACAAAGCCCAAGUCACUGGUGCCAACGAAAAAGCUGAAGAAAUAUGAGAAGGAGUACCAAACCCUGAGAGAGCAGCAGGCGCAGCAGGAAGACCCAAUUGACAGAUAUAAGCGGGAGAAUCGGAGACUGCAGGAGACCAGCUUGCGCCUGGAGCAGGAGAACGAUGACUUGGCUCAUGAGCUUGUGACCAGCAAGAUUGCCCUGAGGAGUGACCUGGAUCAGGUUGAAGACAAGGCUGAUGUCCUCAACAAGGAGCUCCUCCAAACCAAACAGAAGCUGGUGGAGACUGAAGAUGAGAAAAGGAGACAGGAGGAAGAGUCAGCACAGAUUAAGGAGGUUUUUCGCAGGGAGUUAGAGAAAGCUGAAUGUGAAGUCCGCAAGACAAGUGCCAUCAUUUUGGACUACAAACAGAUUUGUUCACAGCUGAGUACACGGUUGGAGAGACAACAGGCGGCGGGUAAGGAGGAACUGGAGCUAGUGAAGGGUAAAGUGCUGUCCUGUGACCGCUGUUGUGAACUCUUCAAGGAGGAUGGUGAGCUGCAGCUCCCAGAUCCUGGCCAGGAUCACACGAAGCAGCACAUCGAUGAAGAGAAGGAGAUUCUGAAGAAGCAGCUGCGGGAGAUGGAGCUGGAGUUAGCACAGACCAAACUGCAGCUGGUGGAGGCCAAGUGUAAAAUCCAGGAGCUGGAGCACCAUCGGGGAGCUCUCCUCAAUGAGAUCCAAGCUGCCAAAAACUCCUGGCUCAGCAAGACCCUAAACUCGAUCAAAACUGCCACUGGCACUCAACCCCCUCAGCCUCCGCCUCCCCCUGCUCCCAAGGAAAGCACAUAGUGCCACACACCUCGUCCUCCUCCUCUUCUCAGCCCCUGAUGGUGAAGGAACAGCAGACUGAGGAUUACCUCCUGAACUCAACAGCAAGUCCUCACCACUGGCACUAUCCUCAAGCUCAAGAAAUUGCCCUGCUCAGGGCCAGCUGCCCAGUUCUUUGUACAUUUAAGUCCUUCCUCAAUCUUGGAAUCCAAUCUGACUGAUUUGUUGGUUUGUAUAUUGUAGAACAAGAAAUGUUGUAUUUUAUAAUCAGCACCUUCUUGUCAUUUUCAUUGGCAGCCGUUGUUGUUUGGGAAUCUCAUUGGUUUAAUAUGGUGAGUGGGUUAAUCCUACAGGCACUGGGAAGGAUGAGGGGCUGUCAGAAAUACCAGUGUUUGCUGAUUCGUCACCUUGACCAGGCGAACUGAGAAUCUUCUUCACUCUCUACUGUCUCUCUUUCCUCUCCUUCCUUCUCUCACUGUCCUGCGUGCUCCCUCUUUCUGAGCUUCUUGCCAUCCAGAGCUCUUGCUCUCUCCCUCUGUCUCUCUCUCUCUCUCUCGGUCUCUCUCUCUCGCUUGCUCAUGCUCUCUCUCGCUCUCUCUCUGGACUGAGAGCUGCUCCUAUUCAUUGACCCACAGAGAUCAUGUUUUGCUCAGGUCAGUUCCCACGAUUCACUGUCGCACUCUACUCGUCCUGUCUUACACACUAAACGUUCUGCUUGGAUCUUUACACAGGUCUGUCCUACAUUCUUCCCUUUCAGCCUUUACAAACCGAUGUGUGUGGAUGUGACAGAGGAACAGCUAAAGGACUCGUUUUGCACAAUGUACAAAGAACAAAUAAUCUAUCUUGUUCCUUUAAUUUUCAGACAGGUUCAAUAUUCGAUGUAGUUAAAAUUUGGGGAAAUUUUAUGUUUAACUUGCAGCAGUCUAUUGUCCCAGGGAACAGGUUCCUGUUGUUGGUGUGUUUAUCUGUAAUGCCAGCUGCCCCCAGUUGUUCACCCUGGUGCAGCCAUCUCUGGGGGCAGCUUAUAUUUGUAGCAGUUGUAUUUUCAACAAUAAACUAACUCACUGUU
Messenger RNA from Rhincodon typus (whale shark), 3029 nucleotides. RefSeq names its product rab GTPase-activating protein 1-like. The transcript is spliced from 8 exons. Lineage: Eukaryota; Metazoa; Chordata; Chondrichthyes; Orectolobiformes; Rhincodontidae. The record is from RefSeq and is a predicted model, not a curated record. Bases 1058 to 1981 code for a protein of 307 amino acids.